This is a messenger RNA of Fonsecaea erecta, 963 nucleotides long. RefSeq lists its product as hypothetical. Lineage: Eukaryota; Fungi; Ascomycota; Eurotiomycetes; Chaetothyriales; Herpotrichiellaceae. The record is from RefSeq and is a predicted model, not a curated record. The coding region runs from base 1 to 963 and encodes 320 amino acids. The transcript has a single exon.
AUGUCAUCGACAUCGACAUCGUUGGCGUCACCACCACCUCCGCCCUCGUCCUCCCAGACCACCCAGUACGACCAGAUCGGCCUAUCGUACGAGUCCAUGAAACGGAUCCCCGGCGCGGCGCUUGAGCGCAACAACCUGCGCGCCACCAUCGUGCCGUACCUCACGCUCCCACCUCGACCGGGGGACGGCCCGGGCGGCCGCGGCGCCGCGGUGCUCGACCUCGCGUGUGGCACGGGCUACUAUUCGCGGCUGCUGUUCGAGUGGGCGUCCCCGCGCCGCGUCGUCGGCGUCGAUAUCUCCCCAGCCAUGGUAGCCGCGGCGGAGCGCUCGGCCGCGGACCUGGAGGCGUUCAGACAGGGCCGCUUAACGUUCGCGGUCGGCGACGCCACGCAGCCUCUCCCACCAACAGCAGCCACCUUCUCAGAUGACGACGGGUCUUCUUCCCCUUCGUCGGGGUCGGCGCCGGGGCCGUUAUUCGACGUGGUGCUGGGCGCGUGGCUCCUGAACUACGCCUCGUCGACGACGGAGAUGGCGCGGAUGUUCGCCAACGUCGCCGCCGCGCUACGUCCGGGCGGCCACUUCGUCGCGAUCACGCCCCACCCGGCCGCCGACCUGGACGAGUUCGCGGCGUUCCACGGCACGGCGGCGGCGCAGGCCGAGAUGCGCCGCUUCGGCGUGUCCAUCGCGUACCGCACGCCGCCGCUCGCGUCGGGUGAGGGCUUCCGCACGCGCGUCACCGCGCACGUGCAGCCGCAGGAGAUCACCUUCGACAAUUUCCACCUCCGCCGGCACGUCUACGAGGACGCCGCGCGCCGGGGCGGCAUGCAGGGCGAGUGGAAAUGGGUGCCGGUCCGGUUGCCGGGGAGUGACGAGGAGAGCCGUGCCCAGUACGGCGUCGGCAUCGAGUAUUGGGAGGGGUGUGUGGAGAGGCCGCACUUUGGGAUCCUGGUGGUGGAGAAGUGA